This is a messenger RNA of Ogataea haglerorum, 1116 nucleotides long. RefSeq lists its product as uncharacterized. Gene Ontology annotation, cellular component: peroxisomal membrane. Gene Ontology annotation, biological process: protein import into peroxisome matrix. The coding region runs from base 1 to 1116 and encodes 371 amino acids. Gene Ontology annotation, molecular function: zinc ion binding. NCBI's taxonomy places the organism in Eukaryota, Fungi, Ascomycota, Pichiomycetes, Pichiales, Pichiaceae. The record is from RefSeq and is a predicted model, not a curated record. The transcript has a single exon.
AUGUUUCCUUUGGUGAACCCUCCAAACAGGGUCCUUCAGGUGGAUGCGAAGCUGCUCGACAACGAAAUUUUUGACAUUCUGUCAAGGCAGCUGAAUGAGGCCAUCUCCAACCCGAAACUGCCGCGAUUUUUCCAGAUUCUAAACUCCAGAUACGCUGACGAGCUGCGACUGGCCUUGGAACUAUUUGUGUUCAAAGUGACGGUCUGGAACAAAAACAGCAGCUAUGGUCUGCUGCUCCAGAAUCUGGUGAUGUCGGACGGAGGCGAUCGACGAAGAAACACCAAGUCAGAGCUUUCCAGACUCAAGAAGACGGCCCUCUUGUCGUUUCUGAUCCUAUCUUAUCUGUACAAAAAGCUGGAGUCGCAUCUGUACAGUCUAGACGAGGAUGAUGAGGAAGACCGCACCAAACUGCAUCAAUUUCUGCACAAGAUCAUGGCCAAACUGCAGAGACUCCUACCAGCGCUUCAGAAAUGGUACGCUGGUCUUUCGCUUGCCAACUUUCUUGCUUUCCUGGUCCACGGGCAAUAUCCCAGCCUUAUCAAUAGAGUUCUCCGCAUCCGAUACAAGCCGCUUGUAUCCACACAAGUUUCGUUUGCGUCGAAUCCGGAGACCAUCUCGUACGAGUUCCAGGACAGACAGCUGGUGUGGAACACGCUGACGGAAUUCCUCGUAUUCAUAAUGCCAAUGCUCUCAAUGUCCAAGCUCUCGAAAUCAGUUAUGCGACUGCUGCAGACGGACCAGAGACUGGAGGAAAAGGAAACUAUCUACCGUUUCCUUCCCGAACGGUGCUGCGCAAUCUGCUAUCAAAACACCACUCGCGCUGGCGAGACCGACGCGUCGAUCGACGAGCAUCUUAUCACGAACCCGUUUGAGACAAGUUGCGGCCACGUCUACUGCUAUGUGUGUCUGAUGGCAAAACUUGAGGACGGAGAUCCGUGGCAGUGUCUGCGGUGCGGCGAACGCGUUGAGUUUGUGCGGGUGUUCGACGGCGAGCCUGCUGACUACGAGCCGGACUCCAGCGACCAGGAGUCUGCUUCGGAGUACUCAAGCGACUCCGGCAACGAGUCAGACUCGUCUAAGAGUUUUUCAGAUAAGGUCGAUCAUGUCUAUAACUAA